Verticillium alfalfae VaMs.102 is the source of this 3159-nucleotide messenger RNA. Its product is annotated as coatomer subunit alpha. Lineage: Eukaryota; Fungi; Ascomycota; Sordariomycetes; Glomerellales; Plectosphaerellaceae. Bases 1 to 3159 code for a protein of 1052 amino acids. Gene Ontology annotation, biological process: retrograde vesicle-mediated transport, Golgi to endoplasmic reticulum; endoplasmic reticulum to Golgi vesicle-mediated transport; intra-Golgi vesicle-mediated transport. The transcript is spliced from 7 exons. The record is from RefSeq and is a predicted model, not a curated record. Gene Ontology annotation, cellular component: COPI vesicle coat. Gene Ontology annotation, molecular function: structural molecule activity; protein binding.
AUGUCGGCCUCGGGCAAUAACAUGUUGACCAAGUUCGAGUCAAAGUCUUCGCGCGCAAAGGGCAUUGCCUUCCACCCCAAGAGGCCAUGGAUUCUCGUCGCCCUCCACUCGUCUACAAUCCAGCUCUGGGACUACCGCAUGGGAACUCUCAUCGACCGAUUUGAGGAACACGAUGGCCCCGUUCGCGGAAUUGACUUCCACAAGACCCAGCCCCUCUUCGUCUCGGGCGGUGACGACUACAAGAUCAAGCACUCCGCCCCGACCUCCAUGACAAUCGAAGAACAAAUCGCCCGAGCGAAUCAGAACCAGGCCGACAUGUUUGGCAACACCGAUGCUGUUGUCAAGUUUGUACUCGAGGGUCACGACCGUGGUGUCAACUGGGUCGCCUUCCACCCUACAAUGCCCCUCAUUGUGUCCGCGGGCGACGAUCGUCUUGUCAAGCUCUGGCGCAUGAGCGAAACGAAAGCCUGGGAAGUCGAUACUUGCCGUGGCCAUUUCCAGAACGCCUCGGGUUGUCUUUUCCACCCUCACCAGGAUCUGAUUCUCUCCGUGGGAGAGGAUAAGACCGUUCGGGUAUGGGACCUCAACAAGAGGACAGCAGUGCAGACCUUCAAGCGCGAGAACGACAGAUUCUGGGUUAUUGCUGCCCAUCCCGAGAUCAACCUCUUUGCGGCGGGUCACGAUAACGGCGUGAUGGUCUUCAAGCUCGAACGAGAGCGCCCGGCCUCAGCGGUGUACCAGAACAACCUCUUCUACAUCAACAAGGAGAAGCAUGUCAAGUCUUUCGAUUUCCAGAAGAGCAUCGAAAGCCCGACUCUGUUGUCUCUCAAAAAGCUGGGCAGCCCUUGGUCGCCUCCACGAACGAUCUCAUAUAACCCUGCCGAGCGGUCUGUACUAGUUACGUCAACAACCGACAGCGGCUCCUACGAGCUUAUCAGCCUCCCUAAGGAUAGCUCUGGUGCUAUUGAACCGACCGAGUCUAAGCGCGGCUCUGGAAACUCUGCCAUUUUUGUCGCGAGAAACCGCUUUGCGGUUCUAAGUGUGGCCUCCCAGACCAUCGACAUCAAGGACCUUGCGAACAAUGUCACCCGGUCUUUCAAGCCCCCUGUUGGUACGACUGACAUUUACUUUGGCGGCACCGGCAACCUCCUGAUCAUCAACCCCACACACGUUCACCUUUAUGACAUUCAACAGAAAAAGAGUGUUGCCGAGCUCGCCGUCACCGGUGUCAAGUACGUUGUGUGGUCUAAUGACGGCCUCUAUGCUGCGCUUCUCAGCAAACACAACGUGACCAUUGUCACCAAGUCGCUCGAGCAGACUGUCUACCUCGUCCGCGUCAAGGGUCGCAACGUGUACUGCUUGGAUCGUGCUGCCAAACCUAAGGUUCUGCAAAUCGACCCUACUGAGUACCGCUUCAAGCUUGCUCUUGUGAAGAGGAACUACGAGGAGAUGCUUCACAUUAUCAAGAACUCCAGUCUUGUGGGACAGUCUAUCAUCUCGUACCUGCAAAAGAAGGGGUAUCCAGAUAUUGCCCUGCAGUUUGUCGAGGACCCUGCCACCCGAUUCGAACUCGCGAUCGAGUGUGGUAACCUUGAUGUUGCUGUCGAGGUAGCCAAGGAACUGGAUCGACCCAAGCUCUGGACACGUUUGAGCACCGAGGCUCUUUCCCAUGGAAACCACCAGAUUGUCGAGAUGUGCUACCAGAAGCUCAAGCAGUUCGACAAGCUGUCCUUCUUGUAUCUUUCCACCGGCGACCACUCCAAGUUGGCUCGUAUGGCCAAGAUUGCAGAGCACCGUGGCGACUUCACUUCCCGUUUCCAGAACGCCCUAUACCUCGGCGAGGUUGAGGACAGAAUUCAGAUGUUCAAGGAAAUUGAUCUCUACCAGCUCACCAUGCCUUCAAUCGGAGAGCCUUUGUCGCCCCCAAAGCCGGUCGUGCCAACCUACAAGGCCAACUGGCCCACCAAGCCAACCUCACAGUCGAUCUUCGAAACUGCGCUCAACGACCCGGCUGGCGGUGCUCUGGAGGAGGCCACAGCCGGAGUUGACGAAUUUGGUCUUGAUGAAGCUGGUGACAGCACUGCCAAACGCAACGGCAACCUAAUUGAUGUCGAUGACGAUGAGGACGCUGCCGGCUGGGACAUGGGCGACGAUGUCGUUCCCGAAGUCGAGGGCGACUUUGUCAACGUUGAAAGCGCUGACGCCGGCGGUGCUGCCAGCAGCGAGGCCGACCUCUGGGCUCGCAACUCGCCAUUAGCUGUGGACCACGUCGCCGGUGGUUCUUACGAGACUGCGAUGCAACUACUGAACCGACAGGUCGGUGCCGUCAACUUUGCGCCCUUGAAGCCUCGGUUCCUCGAAGUAUACCAGGCCUCCAAAACAUACCUGCCCGCGUCGGCAGGUUUGCCUCCUCUCGUCAACUAUGUGCGUCGCACCGUCGAGGAGACGGACCCAAGGAAGGUUCUUCCCAUUGUGCCACGCGAUCUAGAAUUCCUUGCCACAAACGAUUUGCAAAAGGGCUAUGAUUCGAUGAAAACGAACAAGCUGGAGCAGGGCCUCAAGAUUUUCAAGGGUAUCCUGCACACCAUCCUCGUCAACGCUGUCUCGAGUGAAAGCGAGGUGGCUGAGGCUAAGAAGCUCAUUACCUCGGCCAGCGAGUACGCCGUCGCUAUGGCGGUCGAGCUCGGGCGCCGAGAGCUCGGGGCUCCCGAUGUCGUGUCGCAAAAACCCGAGCUUCUCAAGCGCAGCCUUGAGCUUUCGGCGUACUUCACUAUCCCCAAGAUUGAGGUCCCUCACAGGCAACUCGCACUGCUGAGUGCCAUGCAGCUGGCGGUUAAGAACAAGAACUACAGUUCUGCACUUAGCUUCGCGAACAGGAUCAUCGCCAACGGUGGCGCCACCAAGAUCAUUGAAAACGCCAAGAGGAUCAAGGCUCAGUGCGAGCGUAACCCCCACGACUCGAUCGAACUUGAGUUUGACCAGUUCGCCGAGUUCGAGGUGUGCGCUGCCAGCCACACGCCAAUCUACAGCGGCACGGCGUACGAGGAGUGUGCGUUUGACGGCUCCAAGUACCACAGCAAGUACAAGGGAAGCGUGUGCAGGGUAUGCGAGGUCUGUGAGAUUGGCAAGCAUGGUAGCGGGUUGAAGCUUUUCGCAUAA